CGUCCAUACCCGAAGAGCUAAGAGCUCGUUCUGUAUUGACAAAAUACCCGCAAUAAACACAACGAAUGAGCGUUAUCGCCGUUGGACAUCCGCUCAAGUGGGUAGAAGUUGUAGUGUCUGGUUUAAUGUCUGUUUGAGAGAGAUAUUUGGGCGCCUUCUCGCCAUGGCCACCGACAACAGGAUUCAUUUCUGGAGGAGAAACGCAAAGGUUCCCGGAAGAUUCCAAGACACUCCUAAGGCCAGCAACGUCAACACCAAAUCCAAAAAAACAUCAACAUUCCACGAAUUUGCACGGAGCACCAAUGAUGCUUGGGACAUUAAUGAUGAAGAAGAUUAUGAUAUGCUCUGUCUUAAACAGUCCUCAUCCUCACCUGUCCAAUCAAUAUCCAUGCCUCAAAUGCCCCGCCUUAAACUCUUCAAAGCCCCAGAGGACACAGAGCCAGAGCCACACCCACAAGACAGGCAGGAGCCUAUCAGCACACAAUUGGAUCAAGAUGAAAUAGAUGAGGAGAGCGGUCCAGCCAAUGGCAGGGUGGUGAAGUCCUGUAGUGAUGCCCAGCUGAAUGUUAAUGCAGCACGUAACACUCUGCAGAAACAGAAGUCACUUCCUGUACGGCCUGUCAUUCCGUUGGUUGCCCGCAUUUCAGACCAGAACACAUCUGGAGCGCCACCCAUGACUGUGAGAGAGAAGACACGAUUGGACAAAUUCAAGCUGCUGCUCACCAGCCCCAACACAGACUUGGAGGAGUUACGAAAGCAUAGCUGGUCAGGAAUCCCACGUGAAGUUCGCCCAGUCACAUGGAGACUUUUAUCGGGCUAUCUUCCAGCCAAUAAGGAACGCCGGGAUCUGGUUCUCCAGAGAAAGAGGAAGGAGUAUUAUGGCUUCAUUGAGCAGUAUUACCACUCCAGAACAGAUGAGAACCACAAGGACACAUACAGACAGAUUCACAUCGAUAUCCCGAGGACAAACCCUUUGAUUCCUUUGUUCCAGCAGGCGCUGGUGCAGGAGGUCUUUGAGAGAAUUCUCUUCAUCUGGGCUAUCCGUCACCCCGCCAGCGGAUACGUGCAGGGCAUUAAUGACCUAGUCACACCCUUUUUUGUGGUUUUCCUCUCUGAAUUUGUAGAGGAGGAUGUGGAAAAUUUUGAAAUGGCGAGUUUACCCCUGGAUACUCAACGAAACAUUGAAGCCGACAGCUUUUGGUGCAUGAGCAAAUUGCUGGACGGGAUACAGGACAACUACACAUUCGCCCAGCCUGGGAUUCAGAUUAUAGUGAAGGCACUGGAAGAGCUCGUCAGCAGAAUAGAUGAGGAUGUCCAUGUGCACUUUCAGAAAUGUGAAGUGGAGUACCUACAAUUUGCGUUCCGCUGGAUGAACAAUUUGCUGAUGAGGGAGCUGCCGUUACGCUGUACCAUUAGACUGUGGGACACCUACCAGGCGGAGUCAGAAGGAUUCUCCCAUUUCCACCUCUACGUGUGUGCUGCCUUCCUCAUCAAAUGGCGCAAAGAGAUCCUCUCCAUGGUGGACUUUCAGAGCUUGCUGAUGCUCCUGCAGAACCUUCCCACAAUCCACUGGGGUAAUGAAGAGGUGGGUAUGCUGCUGGCUGAGGCCUACAGACUCAAAUACAUGUUUGCUGAUGCUCCAAGCCACUACAAGAGAUGAGAACCAUAACUGACCCUGACUCCACAAGCCCAGACAAUGAUUUGGAUCAGUCAAAACACCACUUCUUUGCUCUUUAAUCUGACUCAACGAAGACCGGUCACCAAUUUUCUCUAGCGAUGUCAAACAUUGGUUAUCGUUUGUUACAAUUCACGAUCAAGGAUGAGACAAAGUAAACAACCAAGAACAAAAUAGAUAUUUUAAACUACAAAUAAUCUCUGCUGAGAGUUUCAUUUAAAGUCAGAUUAUUUGGGAAAAUAACUGACAAUGAGAAGAGAGCUUUUAUAGUAAUGCAAAAAAGUAUCAAACUAAAAACAGAAAGAUCCUUCAAAACUACUAGUAACUUGUUUAUUCCGAAGAGUUUCCCUUAUAUUUCUCUUUUUUUUUUUUUUCUGAUGUGGUGGACCCUCUCAUGCUUUUUGAUUGCUCACAUUUGCCAUUAUUACACCAUAAUGUCAUCUCCUUGGCCUCCAACAUUGAUUGUACCGCAGCAGGUACACAGGUCGAUUCCUGCCUGUAAUCACUCAGAGACUGUAUUAUUGAAUCUCUGCAAUAAAGGGUCACUUCUCAAGAGACGCAGCCAAGCGUUACUGUCUGAAAAUUCGAAGAAUCAAUACACAACUGCUUGAGCGAUGCGUUUUGGACUUCUUUUGGUUUUUUGUUUAUUAUAAUCAAAACAAUGUGAAUUUAACCAUCUAAAAUGAGAAUCUAAUCUUUUAAAGUGGUGUUAUAUGUAUAUGAACCUCUUGCACAAUGAUUUCUUAGAAAGUGGGUUCUUUUAGAGUUUUACCUUAAGUGCUCAACUACUGACGUGAUGUUUCAGCGCAGAUGGCUGAAUCAAACUGUGGUGAAAUAUUAAUAUUGGUUUAUGGGUGAAUCUCACGAAAACAUGAUCCAGGUAACAUACCAUCCCAAAAUCAAAGAAAGACAUAAGAGAUUCUUGCUUGAAGAAAAUUGCCUAGUUUAGAACAUUUAAGAUUUUUUUCCAUUGAGACAUUAGUGAAACUAUUCCACAUCUUUUUAAAUAUUCAAAAAUGUAUUACAAAUGCAAUUCACACAAAUCAUAUACACUGGCGGCCACAAGUUUUGAAUAAUGUACAAAUUUUGCACUUAUGGAAAUAAAUUGGCACUUUUAUUCACCAAAGUGGCAUUCAACUGAUCAUAAUGUAUAUUCAGAACAUUAAUAAUGUAAAAAAUGACUAUUACAAUUUUUUUUUAAAUUCUGAACUUCUUAAACUACAUCAAAGAGUUCACCACCUCCUCCACCUGCUGCAAAGACAGCUUUGCAGAUCCUUGGCAUUCUAGCUGUCAGUUUGUCCAGUUUGAUCCCACAAAAGCUCAAUGGGGUUAAGAUCCAUAACACUCUUUUCCAAUUAUCUGUUUUCCAAUGUCUGUGUUUCUUUGCCCACUCUAACCUUUUCUUUUUGUUUUUCUGUUUCAAAAGUGGCUUUUUCUUUGCAAUUCUUCCCAUAUGGCCUGAAUACCUGAGUCUUCUCUUUACUGUUGUGCAUGAAACUGGUGUUGAGCGGGUAGAAUUCAAUGAAGCCGUCAGCUGAGGACAUGUGAGGUGUCUAUUUCUCAAACUAGAGACUCUGAUGUAUUUAUCGUAUUGUUUAGUUGUACAUCUGACCUUCCACAUCUCUUUCUGUCCUUGUUAUAGCCAGUUGUCCUUUGUCUUUGAAGAUUGUAGUGUACACCUUUGUAUGAAAUCUUCAGAUCUUUGGCAAUUUUAAGCAUUGUAUAGCCUUCAUUCCUCAAAGCAAUGACUGACUGACAAAUUUAUAGAGAAAGGUGUUUCUAUUUUUGCCAUUUUUGACCUAAUAUUGACCUUAAGACAUGCCAGUAUAUUUCCUACUGUGGCAACUCAAAAACAAACACAAAGACAAUGUUAAGCCUUAUUUAACUAAUGUUGUGGCAAAAAAUUAUCAACCAACCAUUAUCACUGCGUAAGAGACACUCUGACUCAAACAGUCUUUUAAAAUUAUUUAUUCUUGCAAGAAGGACCCGGUCAUUACACAGGAGUUAAUCUGUGCCGUGAGUGGGACCAAGAAAGGGAGGGCUGACUUGUAUUUUAUACUCUUAUCCCAAGGUUUUCUGACAGAAGCAGAUCCUCCCCCUCUGCAUCCCUCAGACACAGAGGCAUUCCCCUGUAAUGACUAUUACUGAUCAAUGAGUAUCAAAAUUUCUACAACACUAACCAAAUAGCUUUCAGCUGUGUUUGAUAUAAUGGCAAGUGAUUUUCUAGUACCAAAUUAGCAAAUUAGCAUGAUUACUCAAGGAUAAUGGGUUUGAGUAAAGGAAAUGGGACCUGUCUAUAUUUGAUCAAAAAUGACUUUUUCAAAUAGUGAUGGUGCUUUUUUUUUAUAUCAGUAAUGUCCUGACUAUACUUUGUGAUCAGUUGAAUGCCACUUUGGUGAACUAAAGUAAAAAUUUCCUUCAGAAACAGCAAAAUCUGAACAUUAUUCCAAACUUUUAACCACCAGUGUAAAUAAGUGUGUGUGUGUGUGUGUGUGCGUGCAUGUGUGUAUAUAUGUAUAUAUUCUAUAUAAAUAAUAAUAAAAUAGGUAAAUAGAAUUGGUAAAAUGUGCUUAAUUGUCAUAGUGCCACAGUACAAAACAUUUUAAAAAA
Xyrauchen texanus (razorback sucker) is the source of this 4285-nucleotide messenger RNA. Its product is annotated as TBC1 domain family member 22B-like. Gene Ontology annotation, biological process: activation of GTPase activity. Bases 164 to 1660 code for a protein of 498 amino acids. Lineage: Eukaryota; Metazoa; Chordata; Actinopteri; Cypriniformes; Catostomidae. Gene Ontology annotation, molecular function: GTPase activator activity. The transcript is spliced from 12 exons. The record is from RefSeq and is a predicted model, not a curated record.